Numida meleagris (helmeted guineafowl) is the source of this 3849-nucleotide messenger RNA. RefSeq names its product HCLS1 binding protein 3 (gene HS1BP3). The coding region runs from base 264 to 1445 and encodes 393 amino acids. Gene Ontology annotation, molecular function: phosphatidylinositol binding. The record is from RefSeq and is a predicted model, not a curated record. The transcript is spliced from 7 exons. NCBI's taxonomy places the organism in Eukaryota, Metazoa, Chordata, Aves, Galliformes, Numididae.
UAGUCGUGGCCGAGUGGUUAAGGCGAUGGACUAGAAAUCCAUUGGGGUCUCCCCGCGCAGGUUCGAAUCCUGCCGACUACGGCGCAGCGCGCCCUUUUCUCCCCGCGUUUCCCAGCGCUCCUUUUGCGCCGCAGCCGGCACGCAUCCGGCCGGGCCGCAGCCAGCCCGCGGGGGGGAGGGAGGCGGGACCCCGUGACGGGCGCUUGGCUGCCGGCCGCGGCCUCUGCUCCCGGGGCGGGCCGGAAGGAGCCCGCUCGCCCGCCAUGCAGCACAGCGCGGCGCCCGCCGUGCUGGUCACCACCAGGCAAAUUCAGAAUACACACACUGGGCUGGAUUUGUCAGUGCCGGAAUACCAGGAGGUCCGUGGGAAGAUGAUGUCUGGCCACGUGGAGUAUCACAUUGUCGUCGUUACCCGACUGGCUGCCUUCAAAUCAGCAAAGCACAAACCUGAGGAUGUUGUUCAGUUUAUGGUGUCCAAGAAGUACAGCGAGAUAGAGGAGCUCUACCACAGACUGUCAGCACGGUAUCCACAUGCUUCCCUUCCACUCUUGCCUAGAAAAGUUCUCUUUGUGGGAGAAUCUGACAUCUAUGAACGAAGAGCAAUGUUCAAUGAUAUCAUGAAAUUCAUCUCAAAAGACGAGGAUCUAGCAACGAGUCCUGAGUUACUGGAAUUUUUAGGAACAAAAUCUACUAGUGUCAUUGACUUCAGGGGUAAAAACGUUGCUGACGACAAAGAGAAAGACGAUGAAGAAAAUGAUGCAUUGGAUUUUUUCAAAGAGGAGAAGACACCUGACUUAAUUUCAAAGCUUGCAGCACUGGAGAAUGCCAAGAAAGAUGAGAAAGAAGAAGAGGAAGAGGAGGAAGAAGAUUUAGACCCUCUUGGUAUAAUCAGAACUAAAAAAACAAAGAAGGCAUCUGUUCUUCCAGCCAAGGAAGAGAAGCAGAAAUUAAUCAUUUUUGAAGAGGAAGUAGACCCAAACGAAGGACUGUUUGGCCCAGAGAAAGAUUUCUCAUCACUUGGUCCCAGGAAGAAGAUGAAAGAGAAUGUGAAAUUAUUUGAAGAUCCAGACCUUGGUGGAAUGGUAAGAUUGGGUGACGCGCUGCUGUUGCCAGCUGCCUGUGAGAAAAGGGAGCACAUUCCAAACGCAGGUCCUGAGGAAGACACUGAGGAACUGCUAAGGUUGUGCAAAAGCAGCAGAUUGGAGUUAAAGGAUGGAUUCCAUGGAGUUAAAGUACAAGCUGAGCUAAAACCCUAUGUAAAUAAGUAUGAAACCAGGAAUGUAGCUAUGCUCAUAUUUCCUUUCACAGCAGCUAAAGGUAAGACUAUAUAUGGGCAAAGGAAGUUCCUGAUCCUGUCUGUUCUCACAGUGUCCUGGUGCAACUACGAAGCUUGUUUAUCCCACUCUGCAGCAGGAGAACAAAGGCACAAAGGAAAAAACAACUGACUUGCCAGAGCCAUUGAAGAGAGAAGCAGAAGAGAACUGAAGUCAGGACAGCCUUCCUAUUGCACAACCUGCAGUCAUGAGCCAACCACUGCAUAUUUAACUGAGGGCUGAGGAAUCUUCAUCUCCACUUUAUGCAGUGCUACUCAGGAAACUGAUUGCAUUUCAGUAUUUUUGGCCUGCAGCCUGGCACUUGACAUGAACACUGCUACAACUACCAUAUGAAGAGUCGUGGAUUUAACGAGCCCUAGACUGAGUGCAGAUCUUUACCCUUAGUGAAGGUUCAACACAGGAAAAUUAUUAAGAUUUCUUCUAGUAAGUUAGCAAAAUAAUAGAAUACAGAGCUGGCAGGGGUCUGUGAAGACCAGUUUGUCCUGCCCAAAGCCUGGCCUGUGUCCCACUAGUGGCAGUUCUUACUGUUGUGGACAGGGUGUUAUUGGCGUGAAGUUGCUGCAGCAAGGUUUGGCAGGUGCCAGAGCUGAAAAAGGUGCCUGAACACAGGCAGACUGAAGACAUCCUUGAGCAUGGCAAGUGAUUUUUUCUUGCGGUGGCUGUAAUUAUGCCUGUGUGUUCUCUCUCAUAGGCAUUUUUCUAACCAGCCCUUAGAAGUUUGGCUGGGCAGAGUGCUGGAGAUGUCAUAGCCUCCAUGGGGGUGCUAUUAUAUAUAGUUCUUGGCCAUUCUAUUAGAAAUGUUUUCCUACUGUCUGACAUAACUGUUCCUUACUGCAACUUAGAUUUGUAAUUUCUAAUUCUCAUCAGCACAGAAAGAACAAAGUAUGCCUCUCAGUCUGUUUUCUAGACUGAACACCCACCCAGUGAGGGAGGCAGCAAGCCAGGUCAGGACAUCACCAUGGUACUGGCUUCCCACGACGCGGUGAUGUCCUGGCUGAGUAUUGUCAUCUCACGUUGGACUUCUCCUGCUUUUAGAAUUGCUACAUACUCACGUGCCAAUUUGCCAGCAUCCCACACCCUUUCCUUAACACUUGGUGUGGUGCCACAGUCUGCAGCCUUUGUUCCUGAGCUCAGAAAUGGUUCACACUUCUGCAAAGCAGUGGGAGGGCAGAUAUUAUGCAUUACUAUUAUAACCAUGGGAACAUUCCCAGUAAUACUGAUGAAACAGCAGUAUAGCAAUAUUCAUUUAAACUGAGCAGGGAAUAUUUUGUCCUCAACCCUUCCCUAAAUUGUCAAAUUACCUAACCAGCACAGGGAAGGAAGAGCUGUUAAUUGUUUCCUGUGGUAGAUUUUUAAGAUGAUUUCAAGGUCUGUUUUACUUCAGAAAAAGCUCUUUUCUGUCAAGCAACUAAUGUGAAAGGAUCCGUCAUAAAUCCCAGUGUAACGCAUUUGUUUUACAAUGCAAAUGUCUAGCUCCAGUAAUAUUUAUAGGCACUUAGAGGUGAGUUACAGUCUUUGAAUAAAUUAUAUGUAAUGAAUCAUUAUUAUACAGGAGAAGAAUGUCAGGCAAAUGCAGCUCAGAAAAAUUGAACAUAUUAUUGGAAAUGGCAUUGGGAAACCACACAACAUACUUUGCAUCCUGCCAGACCAGAGCUUUUCUUUCGCAUACAUCACUCCCAGUAGCAGAUAUUUUAUUAGCCUCCUCUUGACAGCUCUUGAAAUUCAGUUACGGACUCUGGUGUAGUUCUUGGCUGACAGGCAUCACCUUAUGACAUUAAUAACAGCUAGCUCAUAAGAGGAUCUGAAAAGCAGUGGAGUUAAAUUUAAACCCUUAAAAAAGAUAUUUUCUUUAGUAAUUAGAACUCAUAAUAGGUAUCUCUAUUGCAUUAGAAGCUGCUGCUUGUUUUGCAUAACCUUCUGCUUGUUGUAUGGUACAGCACUAAAAACAUGGAACUCUAUACAUCGUUAUUUGGAUCACAGUUAAAAUGCUGAUUUCACUACUUUGGGUGUUUCACAGAUGAACGGUGGAUCAUCUGUUCAUAUCAGUUCUGUGCUGCAUUUUUAGUAAAGCUAAUUCACACAUGGUAUUUAAGACCUAGCUUGGUGUGGCGAUUUGGGCUGGAUCUGAAGAAAUUGAAACUGAUAGUUCUGCAUUGUAGCUGAGCUUGCAGCUGGAGUACACAAGUCAGUCUGUAAUUUAAGGUCAGGAAAACCCAGCACACUCAUAGGGGCACUUAGGCAUUAGCUAAUGAAAGGAGACUGUAAAUGACCAAUCCCUAUGGUUGUUAGAUUUAAUACAGAGUACAGAAAAAGCAUAUUUCACUUAGAUAUGUGACUGUUGGUACUCUCAUCAAGGCAUCUGCCUGGGCUAUACGCAGUGCUUGAAGCCCUUCCCUUCCCCUGAAGGACCAGGGCUGUAGUGAUCUGUUUAAUGGUUCUUUGGUGAGAUGAGCCCCAUGGUUUUUCAAAUGAACAUAAAAGCAAACAAAAUAAAAUUACUAAAUUCCUGGGGUAA